Messenger RNA from Acaulospora colombiana, 1713 nucleotides. The record is from the annotation of a GenBank genome assembly. NCBI's taxonomy places the organism in Eukaryota, Fungi, Glomeromycota, Glomeromycetes, Diversisporales, Acaulosporaceae.
AUGGCGGAAAAGAAGAGUGAUUAUGAUUUCGCCCAGCAGAUGAAGAAAUGUCUUGAGAAAGCUUCCAAGGAUUUGACGAACAGAGAAUCUCAAAAUACUCAGCACCUCAGGGCAACUUCCAACACCCAAAUUGCCACACCAACCAAGGAGAGUGUAGUUCAUGUACUUCGAGAUAACCUCCAAUUACUUCAAUUGGUUCAUUCUAAUAUCCGAGAGGCCAUCGAUCAUAACGGCGAAACCCUAGUGACUGAGAGUCUCCAAUCAGCGCAGCCAAGGAAUCCAAGAUGGAUCCUGAUCGCGAUCGAGAAAGUAAUGAAAGAUCAAGAAGAAACAAUUCAAGUAUGUUCAAUUAGCGUCGGUGACCCGCAGACUGGUCAGACUGAGUGGGAAGACCCCACCAAGGUCAUCCAGACGUCCUCACAGCGACUCGCGGUUGUGAGAGAUUGGAUUCACCAGGAAAUAAAAGGCCUGAAAUUGAACACCGGAUAUUUAUGGGGUGUUCCUGCAGAAGUUUGGGAGUCCAUAUUUCUGCUCGUCUCGGAUAGCGAGCUCAAUGACUAUUUGGAAGGGUAUACAGACAAGCCAAUGCGCUCAACCGCAAUGAACCUCUCACAUGUCUGCCGCUAUUGGAGGAUACUAGUACACGGUCAACCGCAAAUCUGGGGCUUGGUAUACGGCCCGCCCGUACGAGCCUGGCUCCCUCGUGAAUAUGAUCUUCUCACCACAUCCAUCAAGAACACGAGUUCUACUAUCACGAUCUUGACUAAUCUCUCUCAUGCGUUUCCUUGGGGCUACUACAGUGUAAGGCGCUACAAGGCGUAUGGUGUGCGAACUAGAGCACAGGAAAUUUCAAGGAGUGAUUUACCUGAAGAGCGAGAUGUAAACCUCCAUGUUUAUAGGCCAACAGAUGGAUUCGAUGGGAGGAUUGAUAGUCUACCGUUUCGAAGAGCAAGUACACUUACCAUCACGAUGGGGAGGAAUCCGCGUCUUACAGGGCGCUUUUUCGAUACGUUUUUCAAAUUCGUGUCAAUACGGUCGUUGACAAUCACUAGUAAUUAUACUGGAGGCAGAGGGAUGAUGCAUUAUAACAUCGAUAUGUCCUUUCCUCAUCUGAAAUUUCUCAAACUUUGGCUAAAAUGGCUUCCUCGUGACUUUCAACUUGAUCACGUACUAGCCCGGCGAUUAGAAGAAUUUCAUCUUUAUCACAAAAUCGACACACCGAUGCUCGGUAUGCCAGAAUAUGGCAUCGAGCUCCCAGAGCUUCAUACGCUUGGGGUUUCAUUCUGCGACUUGUGGAAAUAUCAACCAGUGAAAGUAGGAGCCCUGAGUUCCUUGAUUCUCUAUGGCUCGCCCUUCAAUGGUCAAUUACAUGGGCCUCUCAUAGAAGACCUCAAUAACCUAUUUUACGGACUUGCCCACUUACGCUUUGAGGGUUGGAGGAAACCCGAAUCUCCUGAGAAUGAAUUGGAAGGGGUUGUUGCCGUCCUCGAGGUCUUGGCUCGGAAAAGUCCCGCUCUGAAAUCUAUCAGAGUGUCCAACAGCUUCGUAGAUGGUGAAGCCCUUGUGAGCCUGUUCGUUGAAGCAAGAAGUGGGCUUAAAGGGGACGCAUUGAAGCACACAGAGGAGCUAACAUUGAGCCAUACAACUGGUAUCACCCAAAGUCAUUGCAAUGAGCUAUUAUCACUCGUUCAAAGACUGAAUGUUUAUAUCUGA